Molecule: messenger RNA, 1843 nt
Organism: Phoenix dactylifera (date palm)
Lineage: Eukaryota; Viridiplantae; Streptophyta; Magnoliopsida; Arecales; Arecaceae
Gene: IQD33
Product: IQ-domain 33
Molecular function (GO): protein binding
Source: RefSeq, a predicted model, not a curated record
UCACGUCGUGGGGCUCAACAAUGGCCGAGUCCAGCUCUAAAGCUCCGCCACCUACCAAACUAACACAUGGCAUUUCCCUCGCGCCCCUCCACCUCCAAUGAGCGCACAUGGACGCACAUACUGCUCGACAAUGUGUCCUCUUCCAAUCAAGUGAAGUGCCUCCGCGCAAAGUUCUUUGGUGUUUGGUGUAGGCGGUUGUGGUUAUUUAAGGGGGGAGCUGUCUCAGAGUUUAAGCACACUACUGUAGAUUGAGCGCAAAGUUAGGCGUUCCUCCACGUUUUCGAGCUUAAUUUCUUCUCCUCUGGUAUAAGAUGUUUAAGGGAGGCUAAGUAGAGUUGGAGGGGACUCGUAUGAGAAUUCUCUUCCGGUAUGGGUCUGUCUGGGGGUCUGGUGAGGAGAGUCUUCUUGAAGACUCGAUCUUCUUCGAGCAUACGCAAUAGCAAUCAGGAGAGGAAUUUUGGAGUAGAUAAGACUCGGUGGUGUUCGGUCAGACACUACCUUUGUGGAGAUGAAUUCAAUUCAUCUCCAGCAGAGGAUGAUUUAUCCUCUGUUGAGGGUUCUGAAGCAACCGCGACGCAGCAUUUGAUAGAAACUUCAAGAGAUGAAGAGAGUCCUCCAGGAUUCCAAUUAGAAGAGCAUGAAGAAGCAAGUACGAAAGAAGGGAACCCACCUGCAACGUUGUUGAGUCCAGAAGAUGCAGCUGUCUUCAUCCAAUCAGCUUUCAGAGGCUUCAUGGCAAGGCAGUUAUAUGAAGAAAUCAGAAAAUCAUGUGAAGGAGAUCAUAUUGAAGGAUCCGAGAAUCCAAGUGGGGCAUCGGCGGCUGCAUCCACUGAAGCCCAAGUAGGAGAUUCUGUUAAAAAUCUUAGUCUUCAAGAGAAGAGUGUCAUAAUUCCGCACAAGGUGCAGCACAAAGCUCAGACACAGGUAUACAGGGUGAAGGAAAAGUGGGAUAAUAGCACUGUCAGUAGCAACGUAUUGAAAUUAAAAAUCCAAAACAGACUUGAAGCAACAACAAGACGUGAGAGAGCUCUAGCCUAUGCCUUCUCUCAGCAGCUGAGAACUUGCUCUGCCAAAAAGAAAUCAACCCAGUCUGAUUCAAAGGAGCCCAACAUGGGAUGGAGCUGGCUCGAGAGAUGGAUGGCCACCCGCAUGCCGGAAAAUUCCUUGGCAGAGGACUGUUUGAACAAGCACUUUGAUUCCAUUUCCACUUACCAGAGAUCAGCAAUGAUCAAGAAGAGAUUGGACGUAGCCAUUGAGGAAAAGGAAAGUUGUGGUUCUAAUGAUGUAUCUGUGAACUUUGAUAGUUCUACCACACCUCAGACACCUAGAGAUGGCUACAGACCAGUUAAAAGCAGGAAGAAGGCCACAAGAAGUAUGUUGCGAAGAAGAACAGUGCUGGAUUAUAAUUAUAUGACACGGUCAAGCAAGGUAAGCAAGAGGGACUCUUUGAAAGAAGUUGAGAAGGAGAAGAGAUGCAAGCAAGUGCAACCAAAGAACAAAGUGGAGCUACAUGCAGAAGCUUCUCAAGUUCCCUCAGACUACUGGAUGAACAGUUGUAUAUAAUUUUCUGGGGAGGUGAAUUUAAGGUAGUGGUUUAUUUCUGUUCCGUUCUUUGAUGGUUUCAAUGACUCAUUGCUAGCAUAGUAGUAUUCCAUGGAAUCUAUCUGAAGCUACUAGGCUUCUAUCAGCUUUUGUGUUCCUAGUUUAUUCACGUACAACCAAAGCAAGCACUUCAGGGAAUUGUCCAAAGAUGCAGUACUAAGUUUUUGUUUGAAGUCUUAUGGUUACGGAUCUAGGAAAGAAUAGCACGAGCUAUUCUUCAAUAAUUGUUCUUGUAAAAAAA